Molecule: messenger RNA, 6610 nt
Organism: Myxocyprinus asiaticus (Chinese sucker)
Lineage: Eukaryota; Metazoa; Chordata; Actinopteri; Cypriniformes; Catostomidae
Product: zinc finger and BTB domain-containing protein 10-like
Exons: 5
Coding region: 610-2673 (687 amino acids)
Biological process (GO): regulation of transcription by RNA polymerase II
Molecular function (GO): RNA polymerase II cis-regulatory region sequence-specific DNA binding; protein binding; DNA-binding transcription factor activity, RNA polymerase II-specific
Source: RefSeq, a predicted model, not a curated record
UUUAGGGUUGUUCAAACAAUUCUUUUGAACUCAAGAAAACUUAACACAUACACUGAUCAGCCACAACAUUAAAACCACUGACAGAUGAAGUGAAUAACAUUUAUUAUCUCAUUACAAUGGCACCUGUCAAGGGGUGGGAUAUAUUAGGCAGCAAGUGAACAGUCAGUUCUUGAAUUUCAUGUUUUGGAAGCAGGAAAAAUGGGCAAGCGUAAGGAUCUGAGUGACUUUGACAAGGGCCAAAUUGUGAUGGCUAGAUGACUGGGUCAGAGCUUCUCCAAAACGGCAGGUCUUGUGGGGUGUUCCCGGUAUGCAGUGGUUAGUACCUACCAAAAGUGGUCCAAGAACCGAUGAACCGGCGAGAGGAGCGGCCAAGGCUCAUUGAUGUGCGUGGGGAGCGAAGGAAUUUUGGCAUGAUAAGGAGAAUUAUUACCAGAGCUAUUACUGGAGAUAAGACCAGAUCCCUUGUGUUCACAUGGGUGGGCUCAAAGUCACUAAUUUACCUACAGUGAAACAAGACACCCCCAAAGACAAUGCCUCUUAUACUGGCUUAUAUGGUCAAUCACCUACAAACAGUAGGAAAUUACAGCAGGAUCUUAUAAUCCUACAAAAAUGUCCGGAGAGCGAAACCGCAGGUCGCUGGCUUUCCGAGGAGGUGGAUUAGCCGUCACCAGUGCCAGUGCUGUUGGAGGAGGCAGCAACGGGAACAGCUGUGAGGCCCCGGCCUGUCAAGAGCGACGUUUGAACGGGAACGAGCCGGAUCAAGAGGACGAUGGGGAUUUGGGGGCGAAAGGACCAUCGCUGGGGAAAGUCGAGGGAGGGGGGUCCGUGAGCGACGGCACAGAGCCGGAGGCAGAGGAGGACCCGGAAGGGGGCAGUUGGACAGCGGGGAAAGAUAACGACAAAGGCGCUUUAAACAACGUAAUGGUUAAAAAUGAGAGCUCCGGGGGUGGCUGUAGAUGGCCGAUCGGCAACGGCGUGAAGCGGGAGGAUGGGAGCACGGAAGCGGAGGAGGAAGCGGGCACCAGAAAGCACUUGGUGGAGAUGAGACCACAGACGCUGCUGCAGAAACACUCGCUCUUCCAAGCCUCCUGGUUGCAGGAGUUCCCCUGGCUAAAAUUUUGCCAGGAGACGGGGCUGAUGUCUUGCUCUUGGUGUCAUAACAUCGCCACUAAAAACAGCGACGAGUUGGUGAAAGGCAGUCGGAAUUAUAAGCGGGCCUUGCUGCUGAGACAUCACCUGUCCUCGGAGCACGGCAGGAAUGACCCGACCAAACAGGAGAUGGAAAGGCCAGAGGAUGCGGAGAGUCCAGAGGUGGAGGACUACAGGAGCAAGCCCAACGAGAACUCCUACUGCUAUCAGCUUUUGCAAGAGCUGGACAAGCAGCGCAAAAGCGGCAUCCUCUGUGACGUCAAAAUCGUGGUGAGCGGCCAGGUGUUCAGAGCACACAAGAACAUCCUAGUUGCUGGGAGUGGCUACUUCAAGACCCUCUACUGCCUGACGAAGAGUGAGAGCUGUGACCAAACUACAAUCACGCACCUGGAUGUGGCGGCCGUGCAGGGUUUUUCCGUCAUCCUGGACUUCCUCUACUCCGGCAACCUCUUGCUCACCAGCCAUAAUGCCAUCGAGGUGAUGUCAGUAGCGAGUUUCCUCCAGAUGACCGAGGUGGUCCAGUCUUGUCAUGCAUUCAUCAAAGACGCCCUCAACAUCAGCAUUAAGCAGGAGGCCCCCGACUCGGUGGUGGUGGACUACAACAAGCGGCGGACGGUGGCGAAAGACUGCCAGGGUGCCGACAAGAAGCCCAGCAGUUUUUGGGCCACCAGCAUCCUGUCCAAGCUGUCCAUCAAGGCCAGCGGUCAAGUGAAGGAUGAACCGAGCGAUGUGGAGGUGUCAGGGGGAGAAGGCUGUGCAUUGGGAAGCUCCGGAUGGGGAGGCGAGAACUCCUCAGAGUCCACAGAGACGGAGCCACAGGGACCAGGUGCGGUGUUCGCCUGGAACGAGCCAGAUCCUGGCACUGUGGCCACGGUCAAAAUGGAGGUGCGUCCGGAACCAGGCAGCGGCAGGCGGAAAAAACAGAUUGCAAGGCGCUUCGUCUACAACAUCCCUCCAGAGCCAGAAGAGGGUUUUGACGAGGGCAUGUUCAUCCAACCAUCUGCUUCCUACACCAGAGAGGACUACUCCUACCUCUCAGAAAAUGCCGGUGAAGCAUCUGAAAACGCCCUAAAUAAGCUAAAGUGUCCCCACUGUAACUACAUUGCCAAGCACCGGCGAACACUAAAGAGACACCUGAUCAUCCACUCGGGUGUGCGUUCCUUCAGCUGCGACAUCUGCGGAAAGCUGUUCACUCGCAGAGAGCACGUUAAGAGACAUUCCCUGGUUCACAAAAAGGAUAAGAAAUACAAGUGUAUGGUGUGUAAGAAGAUCUUCAUGCUGGCAGCCAGCGUGGGCAUACGGCACGGCUCUCGGCGCUACGGCGUGUGCGUUGAGUGCGCUGACUCCCACCAGGGCUCUCAAGAGGGUCUAGAGGGCAUGCAGGACCUAGAGUUUGCCCGUGACGAAGACUUCGAGGAGGCUGGAGAGGGAGACGAGGACAUGGAGGCAGAAGGGGAGGAGCCCAAUGAGAUUGACCAAUCCAACUGUGAGGGUGACGUGGGUGGCACCCCCGAGGAGGACUAAUUUAAACAUAACCUGGUAGAAAAACAAAUCAAAAGAAAAGAAAAAAAAAAUAGCUGGGAAACAAUCAACUAUUCCAAAGUGCUAUCAAACCUCUUUGUUGCACGUGAAGUUAUGUCAAAGAGAUAUAUAGCUUUGUUUGAGAGAGACUCCAAUAUUUAAAGAUUGUUUUAUGUGUAAGAGUAUGGGCUUUAUGCCUGUCAGAGGAAGAGGUAUAAUGAUAUAUAACAAAAAAUCAGGUUUUUCUGUGAUGUAUUUUUUCUUUUGUAUGGGUUGAGGGUGUACAGCGUUUUUGAGUUAUAAUAGGCCAAUCAUAUUAAAAGAAAUAUUAAUUAUUUAAUUUAUGAAGAAAAAUAAUAUGGUCUUAUGAAAUGAUAGAAUUAGAUUUGUUUUGUAUGUCUGCUUAAUUUGUUUCACUGCGCUUCCUGAAAGAUUCGAUCGUAUAUUGCUCAAGAGGAUUAUCUACACAGGAAGAUUUUUUUUUGUUUUUGUGUGUUUCCUUUCUAGCUAAAUGUCAUGAAAUUAUUUUAUAUAUAUAUAUAUAUAUAUAUAUAUAUAUAUAUAUAUAUAUAUAUAAAAUGUGUGUAUAAAUUUUCCUUACCCUGCACAAAUCUUGGAACCAAAAAUCUGUUUUGUGACUCUAAUUCACAACAGCCAUAUUUAUAAUUAAGUUAUACAGGGCUGUUAGAUCGUGCCAAGCAGAAUGCACACCAAGAUUUGCAGGACACAAACUACUGAAAAUGCUGAGAGAACGUAAAGCAGAGAAAUAGAUGGAAAAUUAUCAAAUAUAAGGGGAAUAUAUUAUUGCUAGCUUUAUUUGGAUCGCAGCAUCACAGUAACACUUUAUAAAGCAUUUUGACAUUCACUUAAAGCUUGAAUUUUGCCAAAUGAUGGAAACGUUUGGUGCUGUAACGCUUUUAUUUUUAUCAUGUUUAAAUAUUGGACCUACGAGCUGUAUAUGAUGAUAAUAAUCGUAAAGCCUACUCAACUCAGUUAUACUAGUCAGCUUUGUAUUUUACACUGUUGUGCUAAGGAGCCUAUCAGGUGUGCUUUUUCCGUUUUUAACGUCUUUUCUAUUUAAUGCACAUUCACACUCAAACAUACCAUUUUUGUUGUUAAAACUACUGGCAGUACUUGUAUAGGUGGAACAAUCUGAUGUCCUUGACCCUCCUGAGUUGGUUAGUGGUACUGAGCAUACUUGUAAUCACUUGAACGAACUGUGUAACGUUUUUGAAGAAUGCAGAUGAUCGAGGUUGUUUCCAGUAGAUUCCCAAACUUAAUUUUGGUUCCCCCGUAACAUUUGUGAUGGUUUUUUAUUUAGUUGAAGAGAUUAUUUUGACUUUGUUGUGUGUCUGCUGAGUGGAAAACACUUUGCUCAUGCUAAUGUAGAGUGGAAGGUCUAUGAUAACGCAUAGACAGGCACUUACUACUCUGUGUUCAACAAUUUCUUAUUUCCCCAAAGCCGGUCUGGAUGGAAAUAGAUUUAAACUGUUGUGUUUUAUUCCAUGCGGAACUUUCUUUUUUUUUUUUUUUUUCAUUAUUUAAUGCUAUAUAUGUAUUGACUCCAAAUGCAAUCAAGACUGUUAAUUUCUAUUUGUCCUACCAAAAUCAUUGUUUAAUUCUUAAAAAUAAUGUAUAAGAAAACCAGGUAAAAUAUUUAGUGUAGAUCCUUGCUUGUGUAUGUUGUCAGAAUUAAAUGUUUUUAUUCUAAAAUCUAUAAUUCACUUUACCCUUAGAUGCAUAUAUUGUUUUUAUCUGUCCUUCCUUUUUGAGCUUUUAUUUUGUUUUUGUUCAUACCUUGUGUUUUUUAUUUUAUUUUAAGCACAUACACUGGUGGCCAAAAAUUUGGAAUAAUGUACAGAUUUUGCUAUUUCGGAAGGAAAUUGGUACUUUAAUUCACCAAAGUGGCAUUCAACUGAUCACAAAGUAUAGUCAGGACAUUACUGAUGUAAAAAAAAAAACAGCACCAUCACUAUUUGAAAAAAGUAAUUUUUGAUCAAAUCUAGACAGACCCCAUUUCCAGCAGCCAUCAUUCCAACACCUAAUCUUUGAGUUAUCAUGCUAAAUUGCUAAUUUGGUACUAGAAAAUCACUUGCCAUUAUAUCAAACACUGCUGAAAGCUAUUUGGUUCAUUAAAUGAAGCUUAACAUUGUCUUUGUGUUUGUUUUUGAGUUGUCACAGUAUGCAAUAGACUGGCAUGUCUUAAGGUCAAUAUUAGGUAAAAAAAAAAAAAUUCUUCAAAGACAAAGGGGAUCAGCUAGACUGUAAGGUGUGUGUAGAAGUGCCCGACAAGACAGCCACAUCUAUGGCAAGUGCUACAGGAAGUGUGGGGUGAAAUGUCACCUGAGUAUCUGGACAAACUGGCAGCUAGAAUAUCAAAGAUCUGCAAAGCCGUCAUUGCUGCACGUGGAGGAUUUUUUGAUGAAACAUCUUUGAAGUUGUUUAAGUACAUUUUUUUCAGAUUGUAAUAGUAAUUUUUCACGUUAUUAAUGUCCUGACUAUACAUUGUGAUCAGUUGAAUGCCACUUUGGUGAAUAAAAGUACCAAUUUCUUUCCAUAAGAGCAAAAUCUGUACAUUAUUCCAAACUUUUGGCCGCCAGUGUAUUUUAUAAGAAAUAUUGUCUGUUGGUUAAUUCCUAGGAAUGAGUUUCUGUUCAUAUGCAGUGGAUAUAUUGAAGUGCUAUACUGAUACAGAAAUGGUCUAUCUUUCCCUUUACUCGAGAUGAAAAUGUAUUUUAAAAGCUGUAUAGAAGAUCCUGUUUGUAUUACUUGCCUUCAGAUCACUGUGGGAGGGAUAUUAUAUAUAUACAUACUGUGUGUAUAUAUAUAUAUAUAUAUAUAUAUAUAUAUAUAUACACACACAUAUACAUACAUACACUACCGGUCAAAGGUUUUGAAACACACUCAUUCUUCAUUAUAAUUUUUUUUUUUUUUUUUUUUUCACAUUUUAGAAUAAUAGUAAAGUUAUCACAGCUAUGGAAUAACAUAAAUGGAAUUAUGUUGUGACUAAACAAAAUCCCAAAUAAAUCAAAACUGUGUUAUAUUUUAAAGUAGUCACCCUUUGCCUAGAAUUUGCAGACAUGUACUCUUGACAUUUUCUCAACCAACUUCUUGAGGUAUCACCCUGGGAUGCUUUUUAAACAGUAUUGAAGGAGUUCCCAUCUAUGUUGGGCACUUAUUGGCUGCUUUUCUUAAUUAUUUGGUCCAAGUCAUCCAUUUAAAAAAUAAUCAGUUUCAUAAAUUUUAGUUUUAUAAUGAAUUAAAUUAAUAUGGUGGCACAACUGUAUUUUUGUCUACAAAACUAAUUUCAAACAUUUAAGCAUACGCCUUCAGAUCAAAAGAUUUUUAAAAUCAUGAGAAACAUUUCAGUCAAGUGUUUCAAAAGUUUUGACCGGUAGUGCAUGUGUGUGUGUAUAUAUAUAUAUAUAUAUAUAUAUAUAUAUAAAUGAAAAUUGAUUAAUUAUAUAUAGAUAGAUAUUUAAUUAGUUGAUUUAAAUGAUGGCACACCGCUGCAGUUAACUGGUUUCAAACCUUGGCCUGGCUUUUCACUGACCUUUUCUAAUUCUGUUCACAUGCUUGUUCAUCAUUUCGGUUUAUAUUUUUCUUGUUUUGUCUGCGUAUCUGUUCAGUUCACAACAAUGUACUCUUUAGAUUUAAUGCUGUAUAUGGACAUAACAGACAAAAAAGAAGAAAACAACACUACAGAUGAAGGUUUUUUUCCAGCUGUAUUUUGUAAAAGCUGUUCUAAAGAUGUAUUUUUUCAACUCUCUUACAGUGAUGCAAACAGGGCCAUGGGCUCACCUCAAACACAAAUCAAAUCAGGUUUUUCCGGGAGGGGUUUUUUUGUUUGUUUUUGUUUUAAAUUAAUAAAAAUGUCCUUCUCUUUCAAUUGUACUACUGUUCCUCUAUGAUACAUUUUAAAAUAAAGCUUUGGUAUUUC